AUGAAUGCUAGUGCGAACACUGAUGCCACCAAAAAGUAUGUCCUGGCAGUCCCCGAGCCUGCACUGGGCGAUACCCAUCCAGAGGAGCUACCACUCUCCGGAGACAAUCGGGGACCACAAGACGACGGACACUUGGGUGAAGUAGACGACAAUGAUUCUGACGGGGAACAAUCUGUGUCCGCUGAGCCACUGGGUACAUUGCCAUUUAAGAAGAAGCUCAAUAAUCUUCCGUACAUCACUUUUUUCACGAUAGGGAUUGGCCUUUUAUGGCCAUGGAACUGUAUCCUCAGUGCGUCUCAGUAUUUCAAGCACGAUAUUUUCAAGGACACGUCCAUUUGGGCCAAGAUCUUCACAAGCUCUAUGAUGUCGUUUUCCACCAUAUCCUCAAUGCUUUUCAACAUCUAUCUAGCCAAGAGACAGUAUAAGUACUCGAGAAGAGUCAUAAACGGACUUACCUGGGAGAUCGUAGUCUUCGUUAUCAUGUGCUUUUUCACAAUUUUGCAUUUCCUUUUGCCCAAAUGGUUCAACUUCUUUUUUAUUAUGACGCUCGUGGUCAUCAGUUCCAUGGGGACGGCGAUGACGCAGAACGGUAUUAUGGCCAUAGCCAAUGUCUUCGGUUCCGAAUACAGCCAAGGCGUCAUGGUUGGGCAGGCCGUCGCUGGCGUGCUGCCCUCCCUGGUGCUUUUUGCCCUGGCCUUCAUCGGAAACUCAUCGGUUUCUACCACGGGCGGGAUUCUCUUGUACUUCUUUACUACAACGUUUGUCGUUACCGUCUGUGUGGCGAUGUUUAGUGUAAGCAAGAUCAGCAGAAAGGUAAAAGAUGGUUGGAACACGGAAGAUGGACGCAUCAGCGACGUUCUGCUGGGGUCCCUGCGUUCCAACGAGGAGGAAAUCCGUGUUGUUGGACGCAUCGAUCAAGUGGACGAUGAAGACCAUCUCAACAACAGCGAUGAUAACGGUGACGACGGAGAGGAACUCAAGCUAAAAGUGCCCUUCGAAGUGCUGUUCGCCAAGCUAAAGUACUUGGUGCUUUCCAUAUUCACCACUUUUGUCGUGACUCUUGUUUUCCCCGUGUUUGCGUCUGCCACCUACGUAACAGGUCUGCCCUUGACCAACGCACAGUACAUCCCGCUCAUAUUCACGCUGUGGAACCUCGGCGAUCUGUACGGCAGGGUCAUUGCCGACUGGCCCAUGUUCCGUGACCAGAGAUUCACCCCACGCAAGACGUUCAUCUACUCGUUGCUGCGCGUGACUGCCAUUCCACUAUUCCUGAUGUUCACAGCCGUCACUUCAUCCUCAAGCGGCGACGAGGACCACAAUGGCUCCAUAGUCGUAGACCUGUGCUACAUGCUCCUGCAGUUCCUCUUCGGUGUGACCAAUGGGCACGUCAUCUCCAUGAGCUUUAUGAAAGUACCCGAACAACUGGACAACGACGACGAGAAGGAGGCGGCCGGUGGAUUCACCAAUGUCUUUGUCUCUACGGGGCUAGCUCUGGGGAGCAUCAUCAGCUACGUGUUCGUCUUCAUCAUUGACUCCAUCAUUAGAUAG
Molecule: messenger RNA, 1548 nt
Organism: Saccharomyces kudriavzevii IFO 1802
Lineage: Eukaryota; Fungi; Ascomycota; Saccharomycetes; Saccharomycetales; Saccharomycetaceae
Gene: FUN26
Product: nucleoside transmembrane transporter FUN26
Exons: 1
Coding region: 1-1548 (515 amino acids)
Biological process (GO): nucleoside transmembrane transport
Cellular component (GO): fungal-type vacuole membrane; plasma membrane
Molecular function (GO): nicotinamide riboside transmembrane transporter activity; nucleobase transmembrane transporter activity
Source: RefSeq, a predicted model, not a curated record